GAGAAGGAAAAUAGUAAUUUUCGCUUCGAACAUUGUUCGAAAAUGGCGUACGGAGAAGAUGUAGAUAGGAGAUCGAAGAAGCAAAUCGUCAUCAUCAGCGUAUCUGCGUUUUUAUUGAUGGCAAUGGUGGUGGCGGUGGCAGCUGGUUUCAUCAUGGAAAAGGGUUUCUACAAUAGUCCAGUCAGUGGCAGCAAGGGCAGCUCCCAUGACAAGUCAGCCUCAAUGAAGGCAAUCAAAGCCAUUUGCCAGCCAACCGAUUACAAGCAAGAAUGUCUCGACAGCCUCAGCUACGCCUCCGGAAACACCACCACUGAUCCAAUAGAGCUCAUUGAAUACGGCUUCAAGGUUGCAAUGAAGCACGUAACCGAUGCUGCCAAAAAAUCCGACUUCUUGCGAAAGCUCGAGAAGGAUCCCCGAACCUCCAAUGCCCUCGACGCGUGCGAAGAGCUCAUGGAUUUGGCGGUUAGUGAGCUCAGGCAAUCGGUUGUGCGACUUGGGUACAUCGAUGAUUUUAUAAAGUUUAAUGAAAUGUUGGUGGAUUUGAAGGUCUGGCUUAGUGCUACAAUCACUUAUCAAGAAAGCUGCUUGGAUGCUUUUGAGAAUACUACUAGCUCUACUGAUGCAGCGGAGGAGAUGAAGAGUGUGUUGAAUACCUCUAUGCAUUUGAGUAGCAAUGCCCUUGCCAUGGUAUCUCAAGUAUUUUCAGCCUUCACUGACUUGAACAACCCUGAUUCUAGCCACCGCCGCCUCCUCCAAUUUGAUGCCUUCCCUGUUAUUGGUCACAGUGAAUUUGAAGACCCCAAGUGGUAUGAAGGUGGAGUCAGGAAACUCCGUCGCCUCCUCCAAUUUGAUGCCUUCCCUGUUAUUGGUCACGGGGAAUUCGAACAUCCCAGGUGGUAUGGAGGUACUGGCAAGAAACUUCGCCGCUUCCUCCAAUUUGAUGCCUUCCCUGUUAUUGGUCACGGGGAAUUCGAAGAUCCCAAGUGGUACGGAGGUGAAGGCAAGAAACUCCGCCGCCUCCUCCAAUUUGAUGCCUUCCCUAUUAUUGGUCACGGGGAAUUCGAAGAUCCGAAGUGGUAUGGAGGUGAAGGCAAGAAACUCCGCCGCCUCCUCCAAUUCGACGUCUUCCCUGUUAUUGGUCACGGGGAAUUCGAAGAUCCCAAGUGGUAUGGAGGUGAAGGCAGAAAACUUCUCACAACCAGUACCAGUUCUGCUCCGAAAAUUAAUAAGUCCGACAUCAUUGUGGCAAAGGAUGGAAGUGGAAGCUACAAGACCAUCACUGAGGCGCUAGACCAUGUCCCCAAGUACGGCAAUGAAACCUUUAUCAUCUACAUCAAGGAAGGAGUAUAUAAUGAGCAUAUCCUGGUUACCAGGAGCAUGACGAGCGUGAUGAUGAUCGGAGAUGGUGCAAAUAAGACUAGGAUCACCGGAAACAAGAACUUUGUAGAUGGCAUGCCCACCUACCAUACUGCCACCGUUGCUAUUCAGGGAGAUCAUUUCAUGGCAAUGGACAUAGGGUUUGAGAACUCUGCUGGUCCGGAGAAACAUCAGGCUGUUGCAUUGAGGGUGAGUGCUGACGAGGCAAUCUUCUACAGGUGUUCAAUGGACGGGUACCAAGACACCCUUUACACACACGCACAACGCCAAUUCUACCGCGACUGCACCAUCUCCGGCACCAUAGAUUUUGUUUUUGGUGAUGCAACUGCAGUCUUCCAAAACUGCACUUUCUUGAUCCGCAAGCCAUUGCCAAACCAGUCUUGCAUUGUGACAGCUCAAGGCAGGAAAGAACGGCGCCAGCCAUCUGCAAUCAUCAUUCAAAACAGCACAAUCACCGGCGAUCCUGAUUACUUCCCUGUCAAGGAUGAGAACAAGGCAUAUCUUGGCCGUCCAUGGAAGGAGUAUUCGAGGACAAUCAUCAUGGACUCGUACAUUGAUGAUGUGAUUCAACCGGAAGGUUGGUUACCUUGGGAGGGUGAGUGGGGGCUUAAGACAUGCUUCUACGCAGAGUCAGGCAACACAGGCCCUGCUGCUAACAAGGCAAGGCGCGUGACAUGGCGCGGGAUCAAGCAGAUUACUGAAAAGCAUGCUGCAGAUUUCACACCCGGUAGGUUCUUCAGGGGUGAUAAGUGGAUUAGGCUCUCUGGUGUUCCUUAUAUCCCCGGCCUGACCACUAGCAACAAAUCGAAAACUGCAACUACAAGGGCUACAUCCCUCUCGAAAGGCAUCUGAGUUAUAUAAUUUGAUGAUGUUUAAGUUGUUUUUGUUGGUACAUUUGUAACACUCGAUUGCUUUUGAAACACAAGGACCAUUUUGUUUGCUUGAGUCAAUCUCAGUGACCAUUUCCGGUAAAAACUCAAUUAAUAUACAAUUCCCUUCA
Messenger RNA from Pyrus x bretschneideri (Chinese white pear), 2377 nucleotides. Its product is annotated as probable pectinesterase/pectinesterase inhibitor 21. NCBI's taxonomy places the organism in Eukaryota, Viridiplantae, Streptophyta, Magnoliopsida, Rosales, Rosaceae. Gene Ontology annotation, biological process: cell wall modification. Bases 43 to 2229 code for a protein of 728 amino acids. Gene Ontology annotation, molecular function: pectinesterase activity; pectinesterase inhibitor activity. The record is from RefSeq and is a predicted model, not a curated record. The transcript has 2 exons.